Molecule: messenger RNA, 7875 nt
Organism: Bombyx mandarina (wild silkworm)
Lineage: Eukaryota; Metazoa; Arthropoda; Insecta; Lepidoptera; Bombycidae
Product: neural-cadherin
Biological process (GO): multicellular organism development; homophilic cell-cell adhesion; cell migration
Cellular component (GO): plasma membrane; catenin complex
Molecular function (GO): beta-catenin binding; calcium ion binding; cadherin binding
Source: RefSeq, a predicted model, not a curated record
AUUCGAUACGAGAUUACGAGCGGUAACAUAGGCGGUGCAUUCGCUGUCAAGAACAUGACAGGCGCGAUUUACGUAGCCGGCGCCCUUGAUUACGAGACUAGGAAACGGUACGAGUUGACGCUGGUGGCUUCGGAUGGGCGCAACGAGAACUCAACGCACGUUGUCAUACGGAUACUGGAUGUCAACGACCUGCCGCCCAAAUUUACGCGCACUGUCUACGUCACGCAGAUUCUCGAAGAGACAGGACCCUUCCCACGUUCCCUUAUACAGGUAACUGCAACCGACGGCGAUAAAGAUAGGCAGCAAAACAUUGUCUAUUUUCUGACUGGUCAAGGCAUCGACCCAGACAAUCCUGCAAACAGUAAAUUCGACAUUAAUCGCACUACGGGAGAGAUAUUCGUAUUAAAAUCCUUGGAUCGUGAUCAACCAAAUGGCCGACCGCAAUGGAGAUUCACUGUAUUUGCACAAGACGAAGGCGGUGAAGGACUCGUGGGCUACGCAGACGUUCAAGUUAAUCUAAAAGAUAUUAAUGAUAAUGCGCCUAUUUUCCCUCAAGGCGUAUACUUUGGUAAUGUUACGGAAAAUGGUACAGCUGGGAUGGUUGUUAUGACGAUGACGGCUAUAGAUUACGAUGAUCCAGCUGAAAGUAAUAAUGCGAAGCUUUGGUACUCUAUAGAAAAAAAUGUUAUUGAAGAAGAGACAGGAUCGCCUAUAUUUGAGAUCGAGCCAGAAACUGGUGUAAUAAAAACUGCUGUCUGUUGUCUAGAUCGAGAAAGAACCCCAGAUUAUUCAAUUCAAAUAGUAGCAUCAGAUGGAGGCGGUCUAAAAGGAACUGGUACAGCAUCAAUUAGAGUUAAGGACAUAAAUGAUAUGCCGCCUCAGUUUACUAAAGACGAAUGGUUUACAGAAGUAGAUGAAACAGACGGAACUAAUUUACCAGAAAUGCCCAUCUUAACUGUGACCGUUCACGAUGAAGAUGAAACUAAUAAAUUUCAGUAUAAAGUUAUUGAAAAUAGCGGUUAUGGUGCUGAUAAGUUUACUAUGGUUAGGAAUAAUGACGGGACAGGUUCAUUAAAAAUUGUACAGCCUUUAGAUUAUGAAGACCAGUUACAGAGUAAUGGUUUCAGGUUUAGAAUACAAGUUAACGAUAAAGGAGAAGAUAAUGACAAUGAUAAAUAUCAUGUAGCUUAUUCAUGGGUUGUGGUUAAACUUAGAGAUAUAAACGACAAUAAACCUCAAUUUGAAAGAGCCAAUAUUGAAGUAUCUGUGUACGAAAAUGCAGAGGUGGGUAAAAGCUUAGAAACCUUUAAAGCAACUGAUCCUGAUCAAGGAGGAAAAAGCAAAGUAUCUUACGCGAUUGACAGAUCGUCUGAUAGGAAAAGACAAUUUUCAAUCAACCAAGAAGGAACUGUCAGUAUACAAAGAUCAUUAGAUAGGGAAGAUACACCUCGACAUCAAGUAAAAAUUUUAGCUAUAGACGAUGGUGUUCCUCCACGAACAGCAACUGCUACUCUCACAGUUAUUGUACAGGACAUUAAUGAUAACGCACCGACAUUUUUGAAAGAUUAUCGACCUGUUUUAACGGAACAUAUUACACCAAAAAAAGUAGCCGAGAUUUUAGCUACAGAUGACGAUGACAGAUCUAAAAGCAACGGUCCACCAUUUCAAUUUCGUCUAGAUCCCGGUGCUGACGACAUAAUAAGAGCUUCUUUUAAAGUUGAACAAGAUCAAAAAGGAGCAAAUGGAGAUGGCAUGGCGAUUGUUUCUUCACUACGUUCUUUUGAUCGAGAGCAACAGAAGGAAUAUUUAAUUCCCAUAAUCAUCAAAGAUCAUGGGAAUCCUGCUAUGACUGGAACUAGUACUUUAACUGUAGUUAUUGGAGAUGUAAAUGAUAACAAGAUGCAACCAGGUUCCAAAGACAUCUUAGUGUAUAGUUAUCAAGGUCUGUCACCUGAUACUGAAAUUGGGCGUGUCUAUGUAUACGAUUUAGAUGAUUGGGAUUUGCCAGAUAAAAAAUUCUUCUGGGAAAAUACUGAAAAUCCGAAUUUCACUUUAAACGAAGAAACUGGUAUGAUUACAAUGAAACAAAAAACAAGAGAAGGAAGAUACCAUUUGAAAUUCAAAGUAUAUGAUAGAAAGCACACACAAACAGAUGUGCCUGCAAACGUAACUGUUUACGUUAAGGAAAUAUCACAUGAAGCCAUAAUAAACUCCGGUUCUAUUAGAAUAUCUGGAAUAUCUGAUGAAGAUUUUAUAAGAGUGUGGAAUUAUAAAACUCUCAGCGUUUCAAGAAGUAAAUUAGACAUAUUCAAAGAUAAAUUAGCGGAUCUUUUGAAUACGGAAAGAGAAAAUAUAGAUAUAUUUAGUGUUCAACUCAGGAAAAAACAUCCACCCGUAACUGAUAUUCGAUACGCUGCCCACGGAGCACAUUAUUAUAAACCAGUAAGAUUAAAUGGUAUUGUAUUGAUGCACAGAGAAGAGAUUGAAAGGGCGGUCGGAAUAAAUAUAACCAUGGUCGGAAUCGAUGAAUGUCUCUAUGAAAAUCAAAUGUGCGAAGGUUCAUGCACUAAUACAUUGGACAUAAGCAGCUUACCCUACAUGGUAAAUGCAAAUAAGACCGCUCUUGUUGGUGUGCGCGUUGAUGUCAUAGGACAGUGUACAUGCGGUGCACGUAAUUUUACUCAAGCUGAAACAUGUCGCAAUUCACCAUGCUAUAACGGCGGUAGGUGUAUUGACGGAAAAUAUGGACUAACUUGUUCAUGUCCACCUGGUUAUACUGGGCCGCGAUGUCAGCAAACGUCAAGGAGUUUCAGAGGAACGGGGUGGGCUUGGUACCCAUCUCUAGAAAUGUGUGAUGAUUCACAUCUAAGUUUUGAAUUUAUAACAAGAAAGUCCGAAGGUGUUUUAAUCUACAACGGACCCAUUGUUCCACCUGAGUCCGAAGAAAUCAUGGUAUCCGAUUUCAUAUCUAUAGAAUUAGAAAGAGGCAAUCCAAGAUUGUUGAUUGAUUUCGGAUCGGGUACCUUAGAAUUAAGAGUGAAAGCAAAGAAAUCUUUGGAUGAUGGAGAAUGGCAUCGAAUCGAUAUAUUUUGGGACACUGAAAACGUAAGAAUGAUUGUAGACUAUUGUAAAUCAGCUGAUAUCCAAGAAAUGGAAGAUGGCACUCCACCCGAAUUCGACGAUUCUACAUGUCAAGCAACUGGGACGAUUCCUCCAUUCAAUGAAUAUUUAAAUGUAAAUGCUCCACUUCAAGUCGGUGGUUUAUAUAUAGAACACUUUGACCCUACACAUUAUCACUGGCAGUAUAUGCCAAUCGGCAAAGGAUUUGACGGAUGUAUUCGUAAUUUGAUCCAUAACAGUAAACUGUAUGAUUUAGCUCAUCCGGGUCUUUCUCGAAAUUCAGUAGCAGGAUGCCCACAGACAGAGGAAGUGUGUAAUCAAGCUGAUACAACAUCUAGAUGCUGGGAGCACGGAACUUGUGUUGGGAGUUUUUCGGAAGCGAGAUGUCAAUGUCAGCCAGGUUGGACUGGUCCUUCGUGCAAUUUACCAACAACGCCCACCAGUUUCAGACCCCAAAGCUAUGUAAAAUUUGCUUUAAGUUUCGAACCGGACCGAUUUAGUACACAGAUUCAGUUGCGUUUUAGAACACGGGAGCCUCACGGUGAAUUAUUCAGAGUGAGCGAUCAACACAACCGCGAAUAUGGAAUAUUGGAAGUAAAAGACGCUCGUCUACAUUUCCGAUAUAACCUUAAUUCCUUGAGAACCGAAGAACGUGAUGUGUGGUUAAAUUCUGUCGCUGUCGAUGAUGGCCAAUGGCACAUUGCUCGGGUCAGUAGAUAUGGAAGUGCUGCGACACUAGAGAUAGAUGGCGGUGAGGGACGACGGUACAACGAAACAUUUACAUUUGAAGGUCAUCAGUGGCUUCUUGUAGAUAAACAAGAAGGUGUUUACGCUGGCGGAAAAGCCGAAUACACUGGAGUGAGAACCUUUGAAGUGUAUGCCGAUUUCCAAAAAGGUUGCUUGGAUGAUAUAAGAUUGGAAGGAAAACAUUUACCUUUGCCGCCGGCUAUGAAUGGAACGCAGUGGGGUCAAGCAACAAUGGCCCGUAAUCUCGACCGCAAUUGUCCUUCAAACAGUCCUUGCAUUAACGUGCACUGUACGGAACCCUUUGUAUGCGUCGAUCUGUGGAACGAAUACGAAUGCACGUGUCCGGGAGGGUCCGUCCGUGCUGGCAGUACUUGUAUGAACAUCAACGAGUGUUUGGAGCGGCCUUGUUUAAACGGAGGCACGUGCGUAGAUCGAGAGCCUACCAGAAGAUAUGACUGCAUAUGCAGUUUCGGCUACGCCGGUCACGACUGCGAACUCGAACUUCUUGCUUCAGGAAUAAUUACACCCUCGAGAGACUUCAUUAUAGCUAUUAUAGUUUGUUUGUUCAUGCUUUUAGUAUUGGUGUUGGUAUUCGUGGUGUACAAUCGACGUCGCGAGGCACAUAUCAAGUACCCCGGUCCUGAUGAUGACGUUCGCGAGAACAUCAUUAACUACGAUGACGAAGGUGGCGGUGAAGACGAUAUGACCGCUUUCGAUAUCACCCCUCUGCAGAUACCGAUUGGAGGACCUCUGCCCGAUCACGCACCCGCUAAACUACCAUAUCCAUUGAUCGGCGUUGGCUUAGGCGUUGGUCCAAUUGGCGUUGGAGUUGGAGUGCCUCCCGGUGUUGGGAUGCCGAUGCCCGGCGAAACCAACGUUGGUCUGUUCAUCGAGGAACACAAACGGCGCGCUGACAGUGACCCUAACGCACCGCCCUUCGACGACCUGCGUAACUACGCUUACGAAGGCGGCGGCAGCACUGCUGGAUCAUUAUCCUCGCUCGCUUCUGGCACCGACGACGAGGCCCACGACUACGACUACCUGGGGGCCUGGGGUCCGAGGUUCGACAAACUCGCCGAUCUGUACGGGCCCGACCUCGACGAGCAACUGUAAAAACGUACCGACAAACGCGCGACUGCGCGCUCAUUUAGUCAAUUGUCUCCCACUAUCGUACCCGCUAAGUAACUCUAACAUGCUGUAUCGGGAGCCCACUCCUCACCGACGCGUCUUCAUCCUGUAAAUAAAAAGCUCCCGUGUUAAAAUGAGCACGGGCCGCUUUGACUUCGUUCGUAAUCUCAACAAUUUUAUACGACCUUAUUUACAAGACAUACUUAGCUUUACAAUUGAUUUUAUUAUUAUAGAUAACUUAAUUGCGUCGUUUUGUAAGGUAAAAUAUUUCACCAAAUAUUCGUUGUAAGUUUAUUAUUUGUAUUAGCCAUAUUAUGAGUCAGUAUUUUAUUGGAUUUAACGUAUGUCGGCUUAUUUCUGAGGGAGGAUCGCGCUUGAAUUUCAGAACGGAUGUAGAUAGUGUGUUGUAAGGAGAGUGAAUAAUUUAUACGAAUAUUUUGUAAGAGUGCAAAUUUACGUAAUAUCAGUUGGAUCGUCGACCUUCCCUCGUGAAACAGCAACUAGUGUUUAAUAAAUAUAAUACGUUUAUAUGUAUUUUAAUAUAGCAAUUAUUGAAUAUCACGAAAUAACAUUAGAGUCAACGAUGCAUGAUGCUCAUACGAAACGAAAAACUUAUUAAGGGAGCUGUAUAUAUAUAGUAAAGAUAUUGAAGCUCCUACUUUUAAAUAAAAAUAUAAAAUAUUGGAUACGCUAAUUGAUACGCGUAACUGUACAGUAAUUGGUGUUCCUCUCCUAAAGUCUCCACGUAGUGCUAGUUAUAUAGAAUAUUCGGGAACGACUAAAGUCUACUCGUGCAGUAGGUUAAUAUGAUAUAAUAUUAUGAUAAUAGGUAAUGGGUCGCUGAACUCCUCACUCUGUGUGCGUAUGUGUUAUGCGAGUAUGAAUGAGCAUGAGUACCUCAUGUACCUGUGUGCGUGUAAGAGAAUGUGUGCGUCGGAUGUGUGUACAAAGGCACGGCGACGGGCGCGUCCUAAAGAAUGGGAUUGUGCCAAUACUAAGAAUCCCCUGAGCGGCUAUGACAGUAGAUUUAAAUCUCAGCACAUUAUUUAUUCGUAUGAUAACAAUAUUAAAUUUAGUCGCACCUAGAAAAAUAUCAAUAACUUAUUAAGAGUGUUGUGCUAGAAUAUUUCGAUUCAAUUUUGACGUGAGACGCGCCUUUAGAAACGUAGAAGUCAUUAUUUAUAAAAUUAUUUUUAAGGUUUAAUAGUAAAAUUAUUAAUCUACGUGCCGUUUCACGUCAAGAUCGGUGUACAAUCACUGUACGUCUAGAGUAUAAUGUUGCGUUAAAAUGACUGAUUUUUAUUACAUAUGCGUUUGAAGUCUAAGAUUUUUUUAAGUCCUUGUUCAAAUAGAUUUCUAAUUACAGGCCUCAUUAUAAAUUCACCCUCUAGUUUGCACCGAUGACAAAUAAUAGUUAAUAUUGUUCAUGAUCAAAUGUUAAAAACAGUAAUAAAGCAUUUCUCGUUAAUUAAUGUAAUUAUAAGUAGAAUUUCAUAGAUGUUACAUAACUAUUUAUUUUUAUGUCAUUACACUGCCAGUUACAUACAUAUAGAUGAGUAACGAUAGCGGCUCGGGUCCGGUUUUAUAUUUUGUCUUAUAUAACAAUGUAUUGUAAGUUUUUUAAACUGUUUUUAUAACGUUUUUUUUUCACGACACAGUUUCGAUACGAAGCACGCGAUUUUUAUGCUCUGCAGAUUUCGAUGGGUUUUUUAUUUUGUAAUUUUAUAAUAGUAAAACGAUUCCGUAGUUACCCCAUUGAAAUAGAUCAGUUCAAAAUUGUAUGCGCACAACUCAGGAAUUUGAUUUUAGUGGAACACCAAAGUUAAUGAAAUAUUUGUAAAGAAGUAAUAGGAUGAGGACUAAUCUCGGAAAUGGUGCAAUUCAUUAUACAAUUCAAUUUUCUUUCUCCCUUUGAUUAUUAAAUAUCAAAAUACGUAAGUAGUAAGGAAAGUGCUGUAAAUCUAUAUUUUAUUAAAAUCAUCUCCUCGCUGUGAACUCGCGAAAUAUGCAGUUUUACAAACAAAGCUUCACAAAAUGGUGAGUUUUAAAAUGCAAUACAAAUGUUAAUCUCUUUAUUUUUCAGGCUAGAGAUAUUAUUUUAAAACCUUUUUACAAUGUUGAAAAUUAUUUAAAGAAAUAUAUAUAUAUACUAUCGGGUAUGCUUACAGUGAAUUUGUGAAAACCUAAUUAAGGAAAAGGCUGACGCACACUUUCGAGAAAUAGAUUUUAUCUGCGCGUCGCACGAAUUUUCAAAUAUUAUAAUAAAUUUAAGUAGUUUCCGUUGAGAGUAAUCUCAUUAAGAAUUCUGGUAACAAACAUUUGCGCAUUUGUUGAUGAAAUUCGAUCACAAUCACUCACAACUCAAUAAUUUAAUUUUAUGGAAAACAAAUGCUCUUUUAUUUCCAUUUGUUCUUGUAAUGGUGAGAUAGAAUACUUUUUUCAAUACACAAUUUUAUUGAUAAAACUUAGACCUGUCAAUACAAAACCGAUCGACAGACAUAGCAGAAAAAGAUAUUGAGUUUUUUUUUUGUUUUGUCUCUUUAUGUAUAAAUAUAGCGAGGAAUCAAUCGAAAUCUCUAGAAAAAUUUAAUCUUAAAGGAUUUUUGUUUCAUUACUGUAAUUGAAAACGAAAUUGAUGGGGAUAGUUUUUAUUCAUUUCACAUAAUAUUAUGUAUACAAAAAUUAGACUGCAGAGCACGAAAUCUCGAUACAUUGAAAUACUCGAAGACGCUGUAACACGUCUAUUGAUCAGAUUUAUAUUAUGAUUUUAGUAAUAAUUUUGAUAUUGUACCGCGUGGUUAUGUUUUGUUUCAACUGUGAUUAAUUAGUUGUACAACUCUGAUGACGAUUACAUAAAAGAUUAAAUAAAAAAUAUGGAAA